CAACAACGGUUGGCAAACACGGUGCGUUUUUUGCUUUCCCAGUUUAUUUUUUUUUUAUUUUUCACAUAAUUAUUUUGUUUUCUUUUUUUUUUUUUUGCAAAAAAAAUUUUUGAAUUUUCAUGCAACAACGGGAAAAAUGUUAAAUAAAUAUUGAAGUUUACAAAUAGAAAAAAUCUAAAAUUCAGCAAACAAAAUAGAAUAAACACAUAUUGCAGCUUUUGUACUUACAACCCGUAUCUAAACGAAAAAAAAAUAACAUAAAUGAAAAAAAAUUAAAUUGAACUAGUGAAUAGAAAUUGUAACGAGAAAAAAAGUAUUGCUAAACAGUAGAGGAGAACGAUAAUAUUACAAAAAAAAAAUCGUGGAAAUAAUCGAAAAAUUAAAAUCAAAAUGGUGGAAAAUCGAAAAUUGUUUUAUGCAAUUAGUUUGAUGUUAUUGACUUGCUGUCAAAUUAUUACAAUGUUGCCACAUAAUGUUGCAAGUAGUGAGAGUAGUAGUGUAGCAACAACGACAACAACAAUAACAACUAGUAAUAGCAAUAGCAAUAACAGUGAAAACAAUAAAGCUGAAAUGCAGCAGCAUGAUAAUAACAACAAGAGCAACAAAAACAUCAACAAUGACGAUAGUGAUUCCUUAAUAAUAGCGGCAGAAAGAAAACAAAAACAAAAAACAAUUGUUUCGAGUGAGAAUGUAUGGGAGACCCAGGAGAAUGAUUCCAGACCAACAGACAAUAUUGAUGAUUUGAUUUUUCUCGACAAACGACCAAUUAACCAACAUCAUCAGCACGAAAAACAGCUGCAACACCAGCAGAAGCAGCAAUAUCAUCAUCAUCACCACCAUCACCACGAGUCGCAAGACCACCUACAGCAACCAACAAAUGAACAAAACCUUUUUGAAUUUCAUCACAUAACCAUGGAAAGUGGCAGCAGUAGCAGCAACAGUAAUACCAACAGCAAUAGCAAUGAAGAUACAGAUUCAUUAACAGAUACAACAUACUCAACAAUGAUUGUUGUCGAUGAUGAUGAUGACGACGUUGCAGAUGAUGGCAUACCGCACGAAAUUGAAUUACAACCCGAUAUCAAUGAAGAGGUCACUCCCCUCACAGUAACACCCUUGGAUUUAAGUGAUUUUCUAUCAUUAAUACCCGCUACUAAAGUUAAAACAAUUGUUAACCAUUAUUACCACAACGAUCCGGAAGUUCAACGUGCCCAUGCCUUUAUGUCUAGUCGUGAUUUUUUAAUGCUCAAACAUCAUAUAAUUGCCGUACCGGAAAUGUCAGCAUUUUUACGUUAUUUAAAUAAUAGCGGCUUAGAUUUAGUCAAAUUUGUCACAGCUUUAACAAAUUUAACCUCAUACGAUGCCGCGAACACUAUCCGAACACAAAAUUCAACAGCAGAUCUGAAUGCAGCAAUGGCGGUGUCAGUUGAGGAACAAACAACGACAUUUAUGGCGGAAACAAAUGACAUAGAAUAUGCACAAAAACAAAACAAUAAAAUAACACCGACAAUAUCAAAUAUUGAAAUCCAAAUUACAACAAACCCGCCAACAACAACAACAACAACAUUAACAGAAACAACAACAAUAGAAGAUAUAGAAACAACAACAGUUAAAGAACAACUAAAUGGUUUACAUGGAUUAGUUGAUAGUGUUUUGGACGUAUUGCCACAGGAUCAAAUACUCGCAACGUUCUUUGAUAAACUCGAAGCCAAUGAACAAUUUUCAAAACUAGUCGAUAGUAUUGGCAGUCCAGAAUUUGCUAAAAUACUAAACAACAUGCAGAAUUCAAUGCCUUUAAGAAAUCUAAUAUUUACACUGCAUAAUAAUGGUAUCUAUGUUAUACGAAUUGUUGACUCGUUAAAAUCGUAUUUUUUCCUUGGAGGAUUUUAAAACGACAAAUAAACACCAGCCACAAAAAAAAAAAACACAACUUUUAAUAAAACAGACAAAAAGAUACGGAAAAUAUGAACAACAUAAAAACAUUAAAAUCAACAAAGGAAUAAAAUCCAUAAGAAAGAAAAAGGAGUUAAAAAACCAAGGAGCACUAAAAAAUAUAUAUAUAUAUGUAUUAUAAAUAUAUCGUAAAAUAAUUCAAGUCAAUAAAAGGUCGAAUGUAAA
Messenger RNA from Lucilia cuprina (Australian sheep blowfly), 2115 nucleotides. RefSeq names its product rhoGEF domain-containing protein gxcJ. Lineage: Eukaryota; Metazoa; Arthropoda; Insecta; Diptera; Calliphoridae. The transcript is spliced from 3 exons. Bases 391 to 1887 code for a protein of 498 amino acids. The record is from RefSeq and is a predicted model, not a curated record.